GACACCGACACGUCGAGCUUCUUGUCCCCCGCCUUUCUCCCUUCACAACAAUCAUCUAUCACUAUGCUUAUUGGAGUGUGUGGAGGAAUCUGCGCGGGCAAGUCCGAGAUAGCUUCGUGCCUCAUCGACGAGUACAACUUCACCCGCCUACGCCUGGCAGGCCCUUCUGCAAAGCCCGACAAUGACCACUCUGCCUCGGCACAGGGUUUCGUAGAUCCUCAGUAUACCUUCCAGCAUGUCGAUUCGCUGCUCGACUUUGUCACGCUGAGAUGGAGGGAACGAUGGGUCACGACCGACAUUUGGGAUGCCUCUGUUGUCGAUGCCCUUUUGAAAAGGCCUUUCUUUUUGCUUGUCAGUGUCGAUGCCCCUGUCAGAGUGCGGUGGCAGCGGUACCAUGAUCGCUGCACGGCAAGCAACACUGUUCCACCGUCCAUCCUCGAAUUUGUCGCCCAGAACGAUGACCAUCAGUUUGCUCCAAACACAGGCCUGAGUGGAUUGUCCUACCGAGCACAGCUUAACCUCCUCAACAGCACCACUUCGAUAGACUCUCUGCGCGCUGCCAUACGCUCCCUCGAUCUUACCGACGAAGCCCGCCUGCGUCCAAGUUGGGACCAAUAUUUCAUGCAACUGGCCGACCUGGCAGCGCUGCGGAGCAAUUGCAUGAAGAGGAGAGUUGGUUGCUGCAUAGUUCGGGAGAAGCGUGUGAUAAGCACUGGAUACAAUGGCACGCCACGCGGUAUGACCAACUGCAACGAGGGCGGAUGCCCUCGUUGUAACAAUGCUGCAAAGGGAGGCUCUGGCCUAUCCACCUGCCUCUGUCUUCAUGCUGAAGAAAAUGCUCUACUCGAAGCAGGCCGUGACCGUAUUGGCGGCAGCGCUAUCCUCUACUGCAACACAUGUCCCUGUCUGACAUGUAGCGUCAAGAUCACCCAGGUCGGUAUAACUGAGGUCGUAUACAAUCAAGGCUACUUGGUGGAUGACCAGACGGCCAAGAUAUUCGCCGAGAGUGGGGUCAAGCUGCGGCAAUUUUCUCCGCCCACUGGUGGCUUGGUUGACUUGGGAAUCGGAUUUGCUGGCAACAGAUAAGAAGGUGUAUCUUCGGAUGGACACUAGUUAGUUAUGACUGCAUCUGGUGGACUAUGACGCCAUAGCGAGCCUGUGAUGUUACUAGAGGCUGGAUUGUCGACAUUAGAAUGUAGGCGUGACGAGGUCGCCUGAUAGUUGAUGGAUGGCAUAUCUGUGCUGGACGUUUCUUGGAAGUAUCACAAUAUCACAGAGGUGCUAGAGAAGGUCGUUCUAUACGGCAUAAAGAGAUUCUGUUAUUUCC
Bipolaris maydis ATCC 48331 is the source of this 1327-nucleotide messenger RNA. RefSeq names its product cytidine deaminase-like protein. Gene Ontology annotation, molecular function: zinc ion binding; hydrolase activity. Gene Ontology annotation, cellular component: cytoplasm. NCBI's taxonomy places the organism in Eukaryota, Fungi, Ascomycota, Dothideomycetes, Pleosporales, Pleosporaceae. The record is from RefSeq and is a predicted model, not a curated record.